AUGAAGGCGAAGACUUGCGUCUCCCUCAUCCUUCUGCUCGGACUCUCCCUCUUUGUGGAUCUUACAAAGGCAGACGAUGACAUUGCUGUACCCAAUGAUUCUACUGGUACCACUACUGGUACUACUACCGGUACCGGUACUACUACUGAUCACAAAGCCGUGAUUGUUGAGGCACCCCAAGACGCCAUCUGGGAUCCAGACUCGGACGCUGACGCCAUCUAUGAUUCGGAGUCCGAUCUCCAUGUCCCGAACUAUUAUGAAGAAGGCCAAGACCAAGAUGAGCUUUAUGACGAACUUGAAGAGGAGUUUGAAACUGCCAAUGUUCCUUUCAGUGAUCAACAAGAUCUCGAGGAAGACACGGACAAGGAUGUUUUUGACUCUGCCUGGGCUGCCGCUACCGCGACGGACCCCAAGGCUGACCCUACUCUGACCCUUGGUAUUAAGAAAGACAUUAACCUGGAUUUGCAGUUGCAAGUCAACGACCUUGACCUCGACGACCUCGACCAAGACGAUGAGACGUCCAGCACAACCAAACAAGAUCAAAUCCAGCAUCGGAACAUGACAAACUCCAAUAUCAAGGAUCAAAGUGCCAAGGAAUCAUCAUCAGAGACGACGGUACCCGUGCCGUACAUUGGUUCCACCACCACCAACCACAAAAUGCCACCCAACUCCAUGAAUCCCAACGAAAUCAUCACAAUGGGCAGCACCGAUUCAUUUUCUGUUCCCACAAUGGAUUCCAAAGAGGAGACUGACGCCAAGAUCCCCCGUGAUGGCGACGACGCUGGCACCGAAGCUGACACUGAAUCGGACAUUGACACUGAAUCGGACACCCACGCUGCCACGGAGACGAACAACGAGACGAACACCGACACGGAGACGAACGCUGAGUCGGACACCGACACGAACCCCGACACCGACACUGACUCGGACAACGAGUCCACUUCCAACCACCCAGAACAAGAACAAGACAACGAAGAUGAAGAAGGCUUGUACAUCUACGAUCUCAGCAACACGACGGACGUUGAUUCCACAUUGGAAGCCAUGAAGCUCAGGGCGUCCACGGACAAGCAAUUCGACUCAGAUAAUGCCACAGAAUAUGGCAUUGAAGAAGAAGACUAUUACUACGACUAUUAUUACCAAGAAGAUGAUGCCGAAGAAGACACUGAUGACGAACAAGAAGACACCGAUGCCGUCACUGUCCGACGUCAUGGCCGAAGAUUGGAUAAAACCACCGACUGGUUGGUUGGAAACACUCGCAUGUAUGGACCAAGAGACACCACUCGACUCCCCAUUGGUUGGACUGCCGCCCAAAACUUUUGCAAGGCUCAAGGUGGAUCACUCGCUUCGAUAAAGGAAAUUUGCCCUCCAGAUGGGACGACGAACCGGAGGCCACUUUUCUCUUUACAACGUGGGGAUCAGUGGGCUCCCAUUUCCGAUCGCCUGAAUCAGUGGGUCAACGUUGGAAGCGGUGGCCGAUUUCCGCCGUGCUACAAACAUGGCGGUGCUGCUCCAGAGAUUACUGGACAAAACCGCGGCCAUGGGUGGGGCAACUUUGUUGUAUGUCGUCCCAAUUGGUACAAAUUUGGAAGCACCACCAUCAGGGACGUUGGCGCCGCUGAAGAUGGCACCAUCUGGGCGAUUGGAACUCAUGAUUAUGGUAAUGGUUGUUACAGCAUCCAUCGCAACACAGGCGGAGAUUCCUGGCAACACAUUGGUGGAUGUUCACACAGAGUUUCAGUUGGCAGCAGUGCUUACGUAAUCGUGCUGAGCCAUGCGGGACAUAUACAUCAAUGGACCGCCAAUGGAUGGGUGUUUAUACACAGCCCUCCAGCUCGAGCCAUCAGUAUCACCAAGGAUGGAACCAUCUGGAUGACAGAGCUCGUGUCGGGAUCUGCUCAUGGGACAGUCUGGCGCAAACGGCCAGGGGAUGCCAGUUUCUUCGUGUUUGGUGGCGGGGGUGGUCGCAUCUCUGGCACAAGUAAUGGAAGAGCUGUACUUUGUAACCUUGGUAGCUCACUGUGGAGUCAUGCUGGAUCCCAUUGGUAUCCAACAGGAACGUGUGACAAUGGUGAUGUUAGCAUGGCUGCUGAUGGAACCAUCUGGACAACAGGAGUGCCAACAGGCCAGGCGAAUCCCGGACUGAUCCGCAAAUCCACGAAAAUGUUGUCCCAUUCCACCAGUUGGGCGACCCCUAUUCCUGGUCAAACUGGCAUUAGCAUUGCAGCUGUCAGUGCUAACAAGGUCUAUCUGGUGGAUGCUGCUUUUAAUCUUUGGAAGUAUGAGAUCCCAGCCAAGAGAGACGCAACUGGAAUCACUCGGGUGUUUGGUCCACCCGAUACCAGUGCCUUCAAGAGCUAUGAUCAAGCACAAGAAUUCUGCGAAUCGCAGGGAGGAUCUCUUGCUUCUGGAGCUGAUAUCUGCCCUUUGGAUGGUUCUGCGCAACCCUACUUUGGAAUCCAGUCCGGAGAUCACUGGGCUCCGGCUUCGGAUUACCACAAUGCAUGGGUCCAGGUGGGGACGCAUCCAUGGAAUGCUCCAACAUGCAGCCUCCACCGAGAUACUCACAAUGGAGUGGAUCCCGAUUGGGGUCUUGACGGAAACAUGAAGCAAUCUUGGGAGUCACAGUACAUCGUCUGUAACAUGAGGACCGCGGUCUAUGGACCCAGUUACACCACCAAUAUCAAAGGCUAUUACCAAGCGGAUGCCUUCUGCAAGGCUAAAGGAGGAACUCUUGCUUCAAGAUCAGACAUCUGCCCCCUCAGCUUGACCGUACCGUAUUUUGGUUCUCAAACGGGAGACCAGUGGACACCAGUUGCUGAUUAUGGCAAUGCCUGGGUCCAGGUAGGAGUGCAUUCUGUUGCUUCGUCGUGUGGGUUCCACAGGGACACCUAUGGAGAUCCCUGGUGGGGGGUUGAUGGAAAUCUCAAGCAACCCUAUGAGUCGAACUUUAUCAUUUGUGCCUCAAACAGAGUCCUCUUUGGCAAAAACAAGCAAGUUGCUGUCAACACCUAUGACAAAGCGCAAGCUUUCUGUAAAGCAAAAGGAGGAUCUCUUGCUUCUAGUGCUGACGUCUGCCCCUCAGGGGCACGUGCCCUGCCAUAUUUUGGAAUCCCGGAGGGGAAUCAGUGGACCCCUGUCUCUGACUACAAGAAUGCAUGGAUCCAAGUGGGGACUCAUCCUUCCGGCAAACCAACUUGUCAAACGCAUAGAGCUAAUUGGGGAAAUGAUCCUGGUUGGGGUUUGACUGGAUCAUGGGCUCCUGCUUCGAACUACCUUGUUUGCUCCAGUCGUUGGCGCAAGUUCAAUGGGUUGAAAGCUCGAGAUGUUGGUGCUGCAGAUGAUGGAACCAUCUGGGUGAUUGGAAUGCAUCACUAUGGCAAUGGAUGUUAUGCUAUCAAUCGUCACACAGGCACAGAUUCCUGGCAACACAUUAACGGAUGUGCCUACAGAAUUUCAGUGGGCAGCAAAGACCACAUCCUAGUACUGCAGAAAGGAGGAAACAUUUAUAAGUGGACUUAUAAGGGGACUGGUCAUGGCUGGGUGCAUGUACAAAGCCCUCCAGCUCGGGAUAUCAGUAUCACCAAAGAUGGAACUAUUUGGAUGACAGAAUUGGUGGCUGGGAGAGAUUUUGGUGAUGUCUGGCGCAAGCGCCCCACUGAUAGCGCUUUUGUGAGGUUUGGCGGAGGUGGAGACCGCAUUUCUGGUUCCAGUAAUGGCAGAGCCACCGUCUGUAAUACCUUGCCAUCUUUAGGUUCAGAUGUGCUGUGGGUUCAUGGUGGUUCCCAUUGGUAUGGAACUGGUCCCUGCAGCAAUGGCGAUGUCUCCAUGACCGAUAAUGGUGUCAUCUGGACAACAGGAGUCCCCACCCAGGGAAACCCUGGAUUGGCCCACAGGUCCACCUCUACAACAACCCAUGCUACCACUUGGGACAUUCCAGCACAGGGCAGGUCUGGUAAAGAAAUUGCUGCUCUGAACGCAAACAGGUUUCUACUAAUUGAUUCUAGCUUCAGUCUCUGGCAGUAUGAGAUACCCUCCUCUGAUCUUGACUUCAUUCAGCCUACACCAAUGCCAACACCAUCACCAACACCCAAUCCAACACCAUUACCAACUCCUGCACCCACUGUUUCUCCUGCCCCUUCUUCCUCCCCAUCCUCUACACCUAGUAGUCCGCCAUCAUCAUCCCCAUCAUCCUUGCCUAGUGGGUUGCCAUCCAUAUCACCCUCUGAUGUGCCUAGUUUUGAGCCGAGCGCAUCCCCGAGUUAUGCCCCAUCUCAGCAGCCAUCAGACAGGCCGUCCCAAGUCCCAAGUUUGAGCUCUGUUCCCAGUUCACAACCAAGCUCAUAUCCAUCAACUCCACCCUCAUCCAGCCCAUCAUUGGCGCCCUCUGGUGUUCCCUCUGAUUAUCCAACCAUUGCUCCAACCUAUGCCGCGUUUGCUUCCACAGUGGAGCAACGGUGGCAACCAGAGUGGGGGGGCAUCAAAAUGUUCGGACCUCGGAAAACGAGGGCACUGGAUGGUGGAUGGAAAUCUGCGGAAGCCUUAUGCAAUUCUCACGGAGGAACUUUGGCCUCUCUGGCACAAAUUUGUCCUAUGGGGAUGACCAUCGCUGAGCCAGUCAAUGGAAUCCAAUCGACAGAAGGUGACCAAUGGGCUCCUAUUGGAGACAGAGAAGGACAAUGGGUGAAUGUUGGAAGUAGUGAUCAGUACCCCAAUUGUACGAAACACGGUGGAACCACUGGCCAUGGUCAUGAUUUGGGUUGGGGGAACUACGUGUAUUGUGCCCCAAGCAAUUGGUACAAGUUCAGUGGAAUAAAGGUUAAAGAUGUGGAGCAAACAAUUCGAGAUGUUGAUGCCGCAGAGGAUGAUACUAUCUGGGUGAUCUCGAACUACAAAGUAAUGACUGACUGCUACAGUAUCCAUCGCUAUAUUGGAGGUAACACUUGGGAAGAAGUCAGAGGAUGCGCCAGUGGCAUUUCAGUCGGCAGCCGCACUAACAUCAUUGUGACCACCACCGAUGGGGAAAUUCACCAGUGGACCGGGCAUGGCUGGACAUUGAUCAAGAGCCCUGCUGCCAGAGAUGCAAGUAUCACCAAGGACGGCACUAUUUUUAUGACAGAAUUGGUGUCCGGACAGGUCUUUGGAGAUGUCUAUCGCAAGGCUCCAACAGAUAAUGAGUUUGUGUUGUUUGGAGGCACCGGAGGUCGAAUCUCUGCUUCAGGCCCUGACAGGGUUGCCCUCUGCAACACAAUUGAUGACAACAAACUCUGGAGCCAUGGUGGUUCCCACUGGUAUCAAACAGGAACCUGCGGCAAUGGGGAUAUUAGUGUUGCUGCUGAUGGAACCAUCUGGACAACAGCAGUUGCAAGUGGCCAGUCAAACCCUGGAUUACCCCGUAGAUCACUUUCCAUGAGUGUCUCAGCUGCAACUUGGGACAAACCUGUUCAGGGCAAAUCUGGUACCAAAAUUGCUGGUGUUCAUGCGGACAUGUUUGUGAUGGUUGAUUCUGCUGGGACUCUCUGGCAGUAUAAGGUCCCGAUCAUGCCCAGUCAAGCAGGGACGACACCGCUCUUCGGACCUAGCCAGACAUCCAAUGUAAAAACCUACGAGCAAGCAAAAGAUUUCUGCCAGUCCAAAGGAGGAUCCCUUGCUUCCAGUACCGACAUUUGUCCUACCAUCGAUAAUUGGAGCAAGCGCAGCAUCAAAGCUCGAGAUGUUGGCGCUGCAGAUGAUGGAACCAUCUGGGUGAUUGGAAUUCUUGACCAUGGUAAUGGUUGCUAUUCCAUCUACCGUCAUACUGGUGGGGAUUCAUGGGAGGACGUAGCUGGAUGUUCCCACAAAAUUUCUGUUGGGAGCAGCACGAAAAUUGUUGUUUUAAAUAAGCAUGGCCACAUCCACCAAUGGACCUCCAAUGGUUGGGUUUUCCUCACCAGUCCUCCAUCUCGCGAUGUCAGUAUCACCAAGGAUGGAACUAUUUGGAUGACAGAAUUGGUGGCUGGACAGAAUGCUGGCGAUGUCUACCGCAAGCGAACAUCAGAUACCAGUUUUGUGAAAUUUGGUGGCGGAGGAGAGCGGAUUGCCGGUUUAAAUGCUGACAAGGCUGUUCUUUGCAACACAUUGACGGGCAAUCUUCUCUGGAGCCAUGGUGGUUCCCACUGGUAUCAAACAGGAACCUGCGACAAUGGGGAUAUGAGUGUUGCUGCUGAUGGUACCAUUUGGACAACUGGGGUUGGAACUGGCCAAACCCGACCUGGUUUGCCUCGAAGAUCAACUGCUUUUACAGCCCAUCACACUUCCUGGAGUCCUCCUAUCCAAGGCCACUCUGGCGUGAUCAUUGAUCAUGGCGGCAACAUUGCUGCUGUGAGUGCCAGAGAGUUCCUUCUGAUUGAUUCUGAUCUCCAUCUCUGGCAUUAUGAGGCAGACAAGCCCUACUUUGGUAUUCAGCCUGGUGAUCAGUGGAUUCCAGCGGCUGACUACGAAAAUGCAUGGAUUCAGGUGGGAACACAUCCAUGGGGUGCGCCGACAUGUUCGUUCCACCGAGACACACACAAUGGAGUUGAUCCUGAUUGGGGGAUAAAGGAUGACAAGAUGCGCUGGGAAUCCAACUACAUUUUGUGCAACAUAGACAAGUUUAUUUAUGGACCCGAUGAUACCUCCAAGGUGAUUGAUUAUGAUGAUGCCAAGCACUUCUGUGAUUUGAAGGGAGGGAACCUAGCCUCUUUUGACGAAAUCUGCCCACUUCCUCUUGUGAAAAGACCAUACUUUGGUGCUGCUGGUGGUGUCCACUGGACUCCAUUUGGGGACUACCGCAAUGGCUGGGUUGAAGUUGGUGGCGAUGCCGUCGCUGAUAUGUGUUCCAGACACAGGACAAAGUAUGGUGACCCACGAAUUGGGUUAGGACCAAUGUGGGGAGCAGAAGAUGACAAGUUGGAAGGAGAAGCAGACUAUGUCAUUUGCAAGAUGGAGGGUGUUUUUGUGUAUGGACCCAGUGCGACUGCUGAUGUCCAGUCGUAUGCACAAGCCAAGACAUUUUGCGCUGCUAGGCAACUCCUGCUGGCUUCCAGUUCUGAUGUCUGCCCCCCUGAUGGCUCUAACAAGCCAUACUUUGACAUCCAGACAGGUGACCAGUGGACACCGGUCUCAGACUAUGACAAUGCAUGGGUCCAAGUUGGGCUGCAUACGGAAGUUUCAACUUGCAGUUUCCACAAGGACAAAUAUGGUGAUCCUGCCUGGGGUACCAGUGAAGACAAGAAAGAUUGGGAAUCAAACUAUAUUGUUUGUACCUCUUGGUUUCACAAACACAGAGAGGCAACAAGUACUGACAUGGCUGUGUCCAAGGCUGUGUUCGAGCGACGUGAAAAGAUCAACAAACUCUUCAGCAUUCCAGACCACCACCUGCACGGAAGAAUAAGCCGAAGCAUUGCUCGGUACAAGUAUCCCGAUGGCAAACAAAGGAACUUGUGUGCCUACUCCGAAGACGGUUACAACUUUCCCUACAAACUGGCGUACUACAAGAUGUACCCUGAGGAAGGCUGGCUUGAUGUUAAGUACACGACCAAUCUAGAAGAAAUGUAUACUGCAGAUGACCUUCAAAUUAUGAGACCUGUGACUGGAAAUGGAUACUUUUCUGUUGGUGACAUCAUUUGGGAUGGAAAAGUUAAUACAACAGAGAACGGCACAGCUGUUUUGGUCCACCAAAAGAAGGCGCUAAUGGUAAAAGGAAGUGGUUCUGCUUUGACGAAACCCCUCUACUAUCAGAACAUCUUCAAUGCAUCAAUUGGAUCUGAACAAGAGACAGAAGGAGGAGGACUGAACAAUGGUGGAGCAAGUGAAACAAGCACAGAUUUGCUCUCCACAAAUGGAACAGAAAAGGAAGGGCUAGUAGCAAUCAAUAAACCGACCUUGUGGCAUGAGUACAAUGGGGUCACAGUUCGUGAUGUCGGUGCUGCAUAUGAUGGCACAAUCUGGGUGAUUUCGAACUACACCGUAAUGGAUGGUUGUUACACCAUCCACCGCAAACUAGAAGGAGACACCUGGGAGGAAGUCAGAGGGUGUGCCUCUGGCAUCUCAGUCGGCAGCAGCGAGAACGUCAUCAUUACAACGGAAGAAGGGGAAAUAUUCAAGUGGAGUGGUCAAGGCUGGGAUUUGAUCCCAAGCCCCGCUGCACGAGACGCAACCAUCACUAAGGAUGGAACAAUUUUUUUGACAGAAUUGAAAGAUGGAACUGACUAUGGCGAUGUGUGGCGCAAGCGUCCAUCAGAUGGUUCCUUUGUGCUCUAUGGUGGAGGUGGAGACAGAAUUGCUGCUUCGGGGCCCGACAAGGUGGCCCUGUGUAAUUCCUUGCCAUCUUUAAAUUCAGACUUGCUUUGGAGUUAUGGAGGUUCCGAAUGGUAUGUAACAGGAGUCUGCAAUAAUGGAGAUAUCAGCAUCGCUGCUGAUGGAACCAUCUGGACAACAGGAGUCGGAGAAGGUCAAAAAGGACGAGAAAGUGCUGGAUUGGCACGCAGGUCUACCAUAUCAACAGCCAUUGCAACCACAUGGGCUGAUCCCAUUAAAGGACAUGCCGGUGUGAAGAUUGCUGCCAUGAGUGCAGUAGAGUUUGCACUGGUUGAUUCAGACAACAAAUUAUGGCGAUAUGAGAAUCUGGGUCUACGAGUUCCCAAGACUGGUAAUACUCAAGUUUUUGGGCCACGAGAAACUGGAGCUAUCAACAGCUAUGACCAAGCACAGAAGUUUUGUGAGAUGAAGGGAGGAACACUUGCUUCCAGUUCUGACAUUUGUCCCUCUGGAAGCUCAAGCUGGCCUUACUUUGGAAUUCAGGAUGGUGAUCAAUGGACACCUGUAUCAGACUACCACAAUGGGUGGAUCCAAGUUGGGAGUCAUCCAGUUGUUUCAACUUGUAGUCUCCACCGGGACACGUAUGGAGAUCCUGAUUGGGGUCUUGACGGAAAUGGGAAGAAAGCAUGGGAGUCUAACUACAUCCUUUGCAACAUGCAGAUCUUUGUGUAUGGACCCACUGAAACUUCCAAUGUCAAGAGCUAUGAUCAAGCACGUGACUUUUGUGUGGCAAAGGGAGGUUCACUUCCAGCCAGUUCUGAUAUUUGUCCCUCAGAUCGUUCUGAACUUUGGCAGAAGGAGUGGGGGGAGAUCCACAUGUUUGGGCCCAGCGAAACGAGUAGCCUUGCCAUAGGAUGGUCUGCAGCACAAGACUUCUGUGAUUCCCGUGGUGGAACCCUCGCCUCUAUUAAGGAUAUUUGUCCCCCUGAUGGUGGUACCAACUCCACGCCAGUCACUGGGAUUCAGUCAAAUGCCGAUGAUCAAUGGGCCCCAAUUUCCGAACGUGAGAAUCAAUGGGUUAAUGUGGGAAGUGGUGGUCGGUUCCCUGUUUGUACCUUUCAUGGCGGCGCGGCUCCCGAGAUUACUGGACAGGGCCGUCACCAUGGGUGGGGAAAUUACGUGUUCUGUUCUCCGCAUCCUAAGGGUUGGUACAAGUACCGGGGUGUUAGUGUGCGCGAUGUGGGUGCUGCAGAGGAUGGUACCAUUUGGGCGAUUGGUACCCACGACUACAUUCCUGGCAAAGGCUGCUACAGCAUCCAUCGUCACAAUGGUGGAGAUUCAUGGGAGCGCAUUGGUGGAUGUUCACAUAAAAUUUCAGUUGGCAGCAGUACAAACAUUGCGGUUCUAAAUUUCCACGGACACAUCCACCGAUGGACACCACAUGGAUGGGUUUUUGUCCACAGUCCUCCUGCCCGGGAUAUUAGUAUCACCAAGGAUGGGACUAUCUGGAUGACAGAGCUCGUACAGGGUCAUCACUCUGGUGCUGUUUUUCGCAAACUUCCAAGUGAUUUUGCCUUCAGGCGUUUUGGAGGAGGUGGAAACCGCAUUGCCGCUUCAGGCCCUGAUGUGGUUGCCCUCUGUAACACUGGAGCAGGGAAUUUACUUUGGGUUAAUGGUGGUUCCCACUGGUAUGCUGCUGGAUCCUGUAACAACGGCGACGUUGGCAUGGCUAGUGAUGGGACAAUUUGGACAACAGGAGUUGGAAGUGGUCAGACAAGUCCAGGUCUACCUCGCAGAUCACUUACUUCCACUUCAACUGCUACAACUUGGGAAGCGCCUGUACAAGGAAGGGCUGGUCGCAACAUUGCUGCCGUGACCGCAGACAAGUUCCUGAUGGUUGAUUCCGACAACAAGUUAUGGCACUACGAAAGGCCCCAACCCAUCGAACCAAAGCUUGGAGCGCUGCGUGGUGGAAGUCACUUUGUUCCCUUUGAUGACUAUCAUAAUGGUUGGAUCGAAAUUGGCAGUGAUGACCAAUCCCCUGUGUGUACCAAAAAAGCGGAUGUGACCUCCGAGCCAAAAUAUGUUGUGUGCGACUUGAACAGGGUUGUUUUUGGGCAAAGCCAAACAUCCAAUGUGAAGUCGUAUGACCAAGCAAAUCAAUUCUGCAAAUCAAAAGGAGGGUAUCUUGCUUCCAGUGCUGAAAUCUGUCCCAAAUCUGAGCAUGAGAACCACUGGCAAAAAUAUGGUGGAAUCAAAGUCAGGGAUGUUGGUGCUGGUGAUGAUGGAACCAUCUGGGCGAUUGGUACUCAUGACUACAUUCCUGGUAAAGGCUGUUACAGUAUCCACCGUCACACUGGAGGGGAUUCCUGGGUGGAAGUAGGUGGAUGUUCCCACAGAAUUUCCGUAGGCAGCAAAGAUCAAGUUGCGAUUAUCAAUUUCCACGGCCACAUUCAUUUAUGGACCCCCAUAGGUUGGAAGUAUAUACACGGCCCUCCAGCUCGAGACAUCAGUAUCACCAAGGAUGGCACUAUUUGGAUAACGGAAUUGGUGGCUGGUUUUGGCCAUGGUCGUGUCUGGCGCAGGCUUCCCAAUGAGGGGUUGUUUACAAUGCCACUUGGUGGUGCUGGAACCCGCAUUUCUGCCCUCAAUGGGAACAAGGUGGUAUUAUGUAACCAAUACGCAAUUUGGGCGUAUGGUGAUGCUGGGUGGAAAAACACAGGGGGUUGCAGUGGUGGUGAUAUCAGCAUAGCUGCUGAUGGAACCGUCUGGACAACAGGUUUGCCCAUUGGCCAGACAGGUCCUCGAUUGGCCAGAAGGUCAACCGCCUUUACAGUUGACAUUACUUGGGCCCAACCAGUGGAGGGCGAGUCGGGUAUAAACAUCGCUGCUGUCAAUUCCAGAGAGUUCCUGCUGGUUGAUUCCACCAACAAUCUCUGGCACUGGUUUGAAGCAGUUGAACCUUAUUUUGGAGUUCAGACUGGCGAUCAGUGGACACCGGUAUCAGAUGAUAUCAAUGCAUGGUUGCAGGUGGGAGUCCAUCCGAAUGGCCGUGCAGUAACGUGCCAGCUACACCGAGACGUUUUCAAUCAUGCUCCUGGGUGGGGUGUCAGUGGAAGCUGGCAUGAUGCUGCAAACUACAUUAUUUGCAACAUGAGAAUGGAUGUUUAUGGCCCCUCUGAAACAUCCAAUGUGAAGUCCUACGACCAAGCAAAACAAUUCUGCGCAGCUAAGGGAGGAUCACUUGCUUCCAGUGCUGAUAUUUGUCCCUCGGGAGUAAGCAAAGAUCCUUACUUUGGUAAACAGAUUGGUGAUCAAUGGACUCCUGUCAGGGAUUACGGCAAUGCCUGGAUCCAGAUGGGAACCCAUCCAUGGGGUGCUCCAACAUGCAGCCUCCACCGAGAUACUCACAAUGGAGUGGAUCCCGAUUGGGGUCUUGACGGAAACAUGAAGCAAUCCUGGGAGUCCAACUACAUUGUUUGCAAGUCUGGUGUAGAUCCACAGACAAAACUUGUGGCUGCUGCGGACAACAAGUUCCACAUGUUUCCGGAACCACUGCCUGAUAGUUCAAAGGGAUGUGUUGCAUUCAAGACGACAGCAAGCAUGAACCAAUCUUUUGGCUUGUCAUCCAGAGCAGACCUUGUGCAAGAUCCUACCAUGGACUGGUUGUGGGUUGAAUUGGGUACAAGAUGGGGAGCACAUUCGUGGUUGGUCACAAACGGUAAAUUUCUGAAUGUCAUUGACCACAAAGACACCAGCUCGCCUAGAUACAAACCAUCCUUUCUGGAUGGGACACCAAACAACUUCUGGGUAUGCUCUCUGGCGGAAUCAGGCGGACUCUUGUUUGAGAUGGGAACUGGCCGAGAUCCCUCCAACAAGGCCUCCAAGUUUAUCCAAGUGUCUCUUCCUGACACAACACCCGGUGCACGGCCAUUCUUUGGCUUCAAGUCUUACAACACUGAAGAGUUGUACAGUGAUAUUGAGGUGAUCGAUUUGAAUGCAGCACCGGCACCGGCACCCAAGAUUGCAGCACGAUAUCUCCUCGGUGAUUUCAAAUCCAACACCACAGCACCAACAAGCUUCCCCGCAGGAUCUACUUUUUCUCUCAACACCACAAACGCAACCGACAGCACUUCCUCUGUCCCAUCUAGUGCUCCAACUGUCACUCCGCCUUCUCUUUGGAGACCCAUUCCUCCGCCUGGAUACACAUGCCUGGGGCAUGUUUGGACCAUUGAUGAAACUGA
This is a messenger RNA of Seminavis robusta, 12518 nucleotides long. Lineage: Eukaryota; Bacillariophyta; Bacillariophyceae; Naviculales; Naviculaceae. The record is from the annotation of a GenBank genome assembly.